This is a messenger RNA of Ylistrum balloti, 3908 nucleotides long. RefSeq lists its product as uncharacterized. The transcript is spliced from 2 exons. NCBI's taxonomy places the organism in Eukaryota, Metazoa, Mollusca, Bivalvia, Pectinida, Pectinidae. The record is from RefSeq and is a predicted model, not a curated record. The coding region runs from base 80 to 1009 and encodes 309 amino acids.
GAGGAGUAUUUAAAAAAGCACCAAGGUAUUAGCAGCCAAAUUUAGAGAUUAUGAUAAUUAUCUCGAUUGAUAAUAUACUAUGGAGAUAGACGUGAAACAAAGAUCAGAGGAAUGGUUCCAAGAGAGGAAAAAAGUAGUUCUGACAGCAUCUAGAUUUGGGGAAGCCUUAGGGGUUGGAAGAGGGCGACCAUUUGAUUUUCUUUGUUACCUGGUCAACCCUGAGUCAGAAGAUGUGCUCGAAGAUGAUGAGGGAUCACAACAAAAGACUUACAAAAAACACGGAGUUGAUACAGAGGUUGUUAUAUAUGAAGCUUACCAGUUGCUUAUGGGGAGUAAUGAAUCACACCAGCCUCGAGACUCAGGUUUCUGGGUUCCACGAGAGAGUGAUAUGUUGAAGGGUCUGGUAGGUGCUACACCAGAUGCAGUUAUAACCAACAAAACUGGUAAAGUCAUUGGUGUUUGUGAGUUCAAAGCACCAGUGCAUAACUUGUUUGGCUAUGGUGAAAACUGGGGAAGGAUUCCAAGAUAUUACAUGGCACAGAUUCAGGGACAGAUGUACAUGGCAGGAGUGCCUUGGUGUGAUUUUAUGGCAGUUUGUACCAAAACUAAAGAAGUUCUCUUAAAACGUGUAUAUUUCCAGCCAUCCUACUGGAUGCAUAUCUCUUCUACUCUCAGCACAUUCUGUCAUAUUCUUCAGGAGGCAAGACAGAGAAAGAAACUGAACAAACCGGUUUAUGACUUUGAAGCUGCUAGGAGACUUCAGAGUGUUCCUUUCCAAAAUAAACUGUUUCCUGGUGAGGGGCAGAUUCGUGUUGUGAACUUAUUGCGACGUAAUGCCAAAGGAGAAUAUGGCGUAGCAGCAAAUCCGAAUAGCUGGUUUACAUACAGUUUCCUGAUGGGUGUACCUUAUGUGGUGCCAUCUGUACUGAAACGUUACAGUGAAAAUCUUCUUGAAAUAAUUGACAAUGAUAUACAAAAAAAGAAGUCUCGUUCAUCCAAUGAUGAAUAGCAUAUAAAAAGAUAUAUUGAUGAAAAUGAUUAUUUAUCAUCAAAUUAAUUUAUUCAUUAAAUUUUUAUAAUUGUGUACAGAUGUGAAAUUUAAAAAGGGAGAUAAUCACAGAUCAUUGAAUACAUUUUUGUGGUGAAAUUUUAGUAUUGUUAUUUUAGUAUUUUAGUACAUGUCCAUAAAGAAAUUUUGAAAUGAUAAGCUGGAAACAUAUCUAUCAUUCAGCUGUCAUCUUGUUUUACACACAUUUAUUAUACAAUAUGCUGAAGCAAGAGUCUAUAGAAUUAUAUACAUUUACAGAAUAAUAGGAAAUUUGAUAGCAGUCUUGGGGUAGAAAUUCAGUUUAACAUAUUUUGAGUUUUUCAUGAUACAUUGUCAAAUUUUCCCAUAAGGACCUUCCUGUCAUGUCAUGAAGCACCCAUGGAGUAGGAACCAUUUUUUGUUUUACAAGUGGUGCUGACCCCAUGAGGGUAGAGAGGUGAUAGCUAAAUAGUUUAAUGCUUAUAGGAGAAAAAGAAACAAACCAUUCAGAUUCCUUUUUCUUUAAUUUGGAUGGUAUAAAAGUUGGCCCAAGAAAGCCAGUUGAGCAAUACAGGACCUAAAGGUCUCUUGAUCUAAUUUUUAACAAGAAUAAAAUUGGUAUCACCUGAAUAGGUGAGCUAUUGGAGAAAAGCAUAGCUCGCCUAUGUAUAACAUUUUUCACAUCAAAGUGAUAGAAAUAUAUGUACCUUAAAAGAUAAUGCAGACUGAUAAAUUUCAAAUUAUAUCAAGUACUAUGAAAGUAACCAUGUCCUGAGAACCCCUGUCAGGCCCUUUAGAAAUAAAAAAAAAAUGUCAUUACAUAUAGAUAUGAUACUGCAAACGAAAGCAUAGUUUUAAUUGCAAUAAAUAUGUGGAAAACUGAAUUUGGUAAGAAAAGAAAUACUUAUUUAACUUUGCUUAAUUAAUCUUUCAACCCAAAACUAAUCUCAUAAAUGAAAAUCAGCAUUCUAGUUUAGAUCUCAAACUUUGCAACAUCUUAGUCUGAAAAUUUGUGCCCAAUUAUGUAGAUUGAAAUCUGCUGAAUAUCAUUAUUAUGUCUCAUUUGUAAUAGUAUUAUAUGAAUUAAAAUCUGAAAUUAUUGAAACACUUUCAAUCAUUUAAACAUAUUAUAUGUGACAUAGUUCUAGUCGUUACCUUUUAUUAACCAUCUAUUUCUUGGUAUUAUGUAGAUAAUUACCUUUGGUGAUUAUCAUGUGUAAUCAUGCAGUACUAAUACAAUUAUGUAUACUGUAGAAUCAUUAAUUGUUGUGGGUGAUUUAUUUUCUUUGAUUCUGUGGGCACUCUAAUUCAUAUGCCAAAGAACUGCUAAAAUGAGUAGAUUUACAUUUUAUAUAUUCAUCUUGAAAUGAAGUGUCCAUAAAAAAGUAAAUUUUGAAGAAAAAAACUAGAUGAAUAAAAAACAGAAAAAUGGAUCCUCAGAAAAAUAUAUAUGACAGUAAUACUAUCCUAAGUUUCAGCCAAGAAUAUGUUCAUAGCACCAGUUGGUACAUAAACUGCUUUGAUACUUUGACUGUUAUACCAAGAUACAUGUACUAGUUGUGUGAUCAUGUUUAGCAUUAGUGUGUUAUGACUGAGAGUAAAUGGAUUUGUCACAUGAAACUCAUGAAAGUGUGGUAUAUGUGUAGGAAGUGAAUGACGAAGUUUGCACAACACUUAACAGUUAUUGAGAUGUGUAAUUGUAUAACUGUCCCUAUUACCAGAUCACGAGAUUAAAACUGGGAAUCACAUUUUUUGCUUAUUUUGGUAUGAUUUUUAUUUCAUGAGGCGCAUUACAAUUAUGCAAGCUAUCAUGGGAAAAUUCUUUUCUAGUAAAAAGAAUUUUCUGAAGCAACAGUUACUAUUUCAUCAGCUUCAUUAUAUAUCAACAUGAAUCUUAUCUCAGGCUUUCUGUAAGAUUACUGAAAUUGAAUACAACUGUAUAACAUGUAUCACUCAAAUCAGGAGAAAAAAGGAUGAUUUAAUUUCUGAAAGACGGUUUUUAUCUCACCAGACCUGAAGAGCCAAGUGAGCUAUAGAAAUACCUCAGCGUCCAUUGUCUGUCAAUUUUAUUAAAUAUCACAACUAUUCAUGAAUGACUGAGUGGAUUUCAAUUAAACUUGGUCUGAAGUAUCCUUGGGAAAAGUAAAUCAGUUUUAUAUGAAUGGUGGGUCUGGCCCCCCAGGGGCCUAAGGAACAGGGCCCAUUAGGGAAAAUCAAUAAAUUUCUUUAAAAUCUAUCUUUUUUUAGGAAUUGCAGGAUAUUGUCCAAAUUUGGUGUUAAGUAGGCUUGGAUGAAGGAAAAUCAGUUUUAUAUAAACAAUGGGUCUCAGUCCCCUGGGACAAAAGGGGCAGGGCUUAAUACAGAAAAUGUCAAUUGUUCAAAAUCUAUCUUGUUCUUCAGGAAUUGCAGGAUGGUGUCCAAAAUUGGUCUGAAACAUGCUUGGGUGAAGAGGAAUCAGUUUUGUGUAUAUGGUUGGUCUCUCCCCCUUGCGGCCAGAUGGGUGGGUCCCAGUAGGGAAAGUCUAUCAAUUUUUUUAACUCUACCUUGUUGAUGUACUUGAGAUACCACCCAGUUCACCAUAUAAGCUAUUACUGAAAAUCAAAACAGAAAGACAGUAUUGAUAUAAGAAUUAACCCAUUGUGGUUUUAUCAAGUAUAUCGAAGUGGUUAAGUGACUGAUCGUUAAUUUGGAAAGAUGUGAAAUACCAAACCUAUUAGCAUGUAUAAUAUUGCUGGCCUUUAAGAUCCAGGUGAGCAAUACCGGCCCCAUAGGACUCUUGUUAACAGUUAAAAUUGAGGUAGAUUUUGAGAAUUGACAAAACCUUUUAUAAACAAUAUGUAUUAAAUAUGUUUUACUCAUUAAAUGGUAAUGUUGUCUCGGA